ACUUCUUCUACUGAAGCUACUGCUAGCCCAAAGGAAAUAGCGAAACAAAUAACCAGUUUGCUAAGCGAUAAGGGGAUACCUCAGCGUCUUUUUGCCGAAAAGGUGCUGAAGAGAUCCCAAGGAUUAUUUUCCGAUUAUUUAUCGAAGGCCCCCGCAGAGAUACCUAAAACGCAUAGCCGGGCAAUUUGGGUCAAGCUUAAGGAAUUCUUGGAGAGGCAGGAACAGCAGCAGGAGUUAAUGGAGAUGAAGAGAAGUAAAAAUUGUUUAUUGUUAUUAUUGUCAUAUUAUAAUCAGAAAUAUAAUUUAGCUUAACGCCGCUUGGUCGGCUUGCCAUCAGGAGAAACAUGUUUUUGCUUUUACUAUUUCACAGUAAAGAGCAGUAAAAAGCUAGGUGAAUUUUCACAGGUAAUUUAAGGUCAUUUUAUUUAAAGGUCAUUUACUCAAUAAUUUAAUUUACCGUAUUCUGUUCCUAUUUUUUUUUUCCAGGAUUAAAAUCCAAAGAUGCAAAGGCCCCACGUGGAAAAAACACGUCAACCCGCGAAAGCGGUUUAGCGACGUCCAGAUUGCAACUUUAGAUAGUGAGUUUGUGACGAGUAAGGGAAAACCAAGCAAAGCUGUGAUGGAAACAACAGCAAAGGCCUUGAAGCUAGAUGGAAGACAGGUUAGUGAAAGCCGGUGAAAGCUGUACACUGUGUACACACUUUAAUGGCUUUAGAUUAGCCUGCGAGCAAGCUCUCCUAUUUGGGCGAGUGAAGCGAGUCUCGCGAGAACGGGCGAGCGAGCGGCGAAGCCGCGAGGGGCCCGCGUUCUCGCGAGGCUCACUUUGCUUACCCAAAUAGGAGAGCUUGCUCGCAGGCUAAUUGUAGAUUAUCUGGGAUUAUAGAUUACUAAAUCACCCUGAUUUAACCAGAUUUAAUAAACAGUACUGCUGAAUACCUGUGACUGACGUCGUUUUGGUCUGAACAAGGCUAGAUCUGGCGAGAUUAACUGUUUAUACACGGGUUCAUAUUUUCUGAUACUGAGCAAUCGUAAUUCGUUGUAUUUUUACUGUCAUACGUAGGUUGCGGACUGGUACAACAAUCAUAGGCGCAAGGAGAAGCAAGGGGCAUACAAACCCGGCGAAUUUAGCCAACCUAGUGGAGAGGGAGAAGAGUCGUAG
Porites evermanni is the source of this 1159-nucleotide messenger RNA. Lineage: Eukaryota; Metazoa; Cnidaria; Anthozoa; Scleractinia; Poritidae. The record is from the annotation of a GenBank genome assembly.